AUGGCUCCGUCCCGGAGGGACUGCAGAUGUGACAUGAUCUUUCUGUCGGGAUGCCUACUCUUGUCCGUCUUGGGAUUUCAACCUGCAUUGGCGAAGGUUUGCAACGAUUACACAAGGCACGGCCUGGACAACAACUGGUACGCGAGGGAUGGUGAGAAGUUGCCUAUCAUGGUCCUGAUGCCGAUGAAUGAAUCAGCGCUGAUGAGCAGCAUCAGUCAGGGCAUCGAACCGGCCGUUCAGCUGGCCAUUCAGCACAUCCGCGAGUCCAGGCAGUACUCCUUCUCACUCAUCACCAAAAUCUACGACACAGAGUGUGACAAUGCAAAGGGAUUGCGGGCCUUCUUUGAUGCAAUCUGCUACGGUCCGAAACAUUUGAUGAUCUUUGGAGGAGUGUGUCCAUCAGUGACUUCAAUCAUCGCUGAAUCGUUGGAAGGGUGGAACCUCGUGCAGCUUUCUUUUGCGGCCACUACUCCUGUACUGGCAGACAGAAAAAAGUAUCCAAAUUUCUUCAGGACGGUCCCCUCAGACAACGCUGUGAAUCCUGCUGUGGUGAAGUUUCUCAAUUUUUACAACUGGAGCCGGGUGGGAACCCUGACACAGGACGUCCAACGCUUUUCCGAGGUGCGAAAUGAUUUGACCAAUGAGCUGGAGAAGGCAGACAUCCAGAUUGCAGACACAGAGAGUUUCUCUAACGAUCCCUGUGUGAAUGUGAAGAAACUGAAGGAUAAUGACGUUCGAAUCAUCAUCGGUCAGUUUGAUGAGAAUCUGGCUGCUAAAGUCUUCUGCUGUGCCUACAACCUUAACAUGUAUGGCAGCAAGUACCAGUGGAUCAUCCCGGGAUGGUACCAGGGGAACUGGUGGGAGCAGGCCAACUCUACAAACUGCACCACGAGGAAGCUGCUGACAGCCAUGGAGGGCUACAUCAGUGUGGACUUCGAGCCCCUCAGUGCCAAACAGAUUAAGGGAAUAUCAGGAAGAACGCCGCAGGAGUAUGAGAGGGAGUACAAUCGAGAGCGAGAUCAAAAGGGAGUCGAGACCAGCAAAUUCCACGGCUUUGCAUAUGAUGGCAUCUGGGUGAUCGCUAAAACACUCACGCGUGUCAUGGAGCUCCUGAGACACAAGGAGAGGCACGACAUGUACCACAACUUCACAGUGGACGACCGAGAGGUGGGAAAGAUGGUCCUCGAUGUGAUGAAUGAAACCAACUUCUUUGGAGUGACGGGUCAGGUGAUGUUCAGGAAUGGGGAACGCAUGGGAACCAUAAAAUUCACCCAGUUUCAAGAGGGUCAGGAGGUGAAGGUGGGCGAGUACAACGCCAUUGCGGAUGUACUGGACCUUAUCAACAACACCAUCAGGUUUCAAGGUGUCGAACCGCCGAAGGAUCGGACAUUUGUGCGUCUGCAGCGUCGGCAAAUUAACGUCCCGCUCUACAGCAUCUUGUCUACCAUCACGAUCCUGGGCAUGCUGAUGGGUGGCGCUUUUCUCUUCUUCAACAUCAAAAACCGCAACCACAGGCUGAUCAAAAUGUCGAGUCCCUAUAUGAACAACCUGAUCAUUCUGGGUGGCAUGCUGUCCUACGCCUCCAUCUUCCUCUUCGGGCUGGACGGAUCUUUUGUGUCAGACAAGGAGUUUGAAACCCUCUGCACUGUCCGUACAUGGAUCCUCAUUGUGGGGUACACAACAGCGUUUGGUGCCAUGUUUGCGAAGACCUGGAGAGUCCAUGCCAUCUUCAAGAAUGUAAAGAUGAAGAAGAAGAUUAUCAAGGACCAGAAGCUCUUUAUCAUCGUGGGAGGGAUGUUGCUGAUUGAUUUGUGCAUCCUCAUAUGCUGGCAGAUCGUGGAUCCCCUGAAGAGAACUGUGGAAGAGUACAGCUUGGAGGCGGAUCCUCAGGGACGAGACAUCGCAAUCCGGCCUUUCCUGGAGCACUGCGAGAACACACACAUGACCAUUUGGCUGGGAAUUGUCUAUGCCUACAAAGGCCUCCUUAUGUUGUUCGGAUGUUUCUUGGCCUGGGAGACGAGAAACGUGAGCAUCCCAGCACUGAACGACAGCAAGUACAUCGGUAUGAGUGUGUACAAUGUGGGCAUCAUGUGCAUCAUCGGGGCAGCGGUGUCCUUCCUGACUCGGGAUCAGCCUAAUGUUCAGUUCUGCAUUGUGGCCCUGGUCAUCAUUUUCUGCAGCACCAUCACGCUGUGUCUGGUAUUUGUGCCAAAAUUUGUUACAAUGCGAACAAACCCGGAUGCUGCUACACAAAACCGGAGGUUGAAGUUCACCCAGAACCAGAAGAAGGAAGAUUCCAAGACAUCCACCUCAGUGACCAGUGUUAACCAAGCCAACACUUCACGUCUGGAUGGACUACAGUCAGACAAUCAUCGCCUUCGAAUGAAAAUUACAGAGCUGGAUAAAGAACUGGAAGAGGUUACCAUGCAACUCCAGGACACUCCAGAAAAGACUCCAUACAUUAAACAAAACCACUACCAAGAUGCCAACAAUAUCCUGAGCAUACGCAACUUCACUGACGGCAAAGAUGGAGAGAAGUCUCUGAAGAACCACCUAGAGCAGAAACCCCAGGCUCAGUGGGGAUCCGCGGAUCCUUCUAGGAUAAGUAGAGGUCCACUAGAAGACAUCAACUCACCAGAACACAUACAGCGCCGGCUAUCCUUGCAGCUGCCAAUCCUGCAUCAUGCCUAUCUACCCUCCAUAGGAGGUGUGGACGCAAGUUGCAGCAGUCCCACAAGCAGCCCAUCCUCCAGUCCCCGCCACAGACACAUGCCUCCCUCCUACAGGGUCAUGGUGUCCGGCCUGUGA
Messenger RNA from Danio rerio (zebrafish), 2808 nucleotides. It is a transcript of the gene gabbr2, whose product is annotated as gamma-aminobutyric acid (GABA) B receptor, 2. NCBI's taxonomy places the organism in Eukaryota, Metazoa, Chordata, Actinopteri, Cypriniformes, Danionidae. Gene Ontology annotation, cellular component: membrane; postsynaptic membrane; plasma membrane. Gene Ontology annotation, molecular function: G protein-coupled GABA receptor activity; G protein-coupled receptor activity. Gene Ontology annotation, biological process: G protein-coupled receptor signaling pathway. The record is from RefSeq and is marked provisional.